Messenger RNA from Protopolystoma xenopodis, 350 nucleotides. NCBI's taxonomy places the organism in Eukaryota, Metazoa, Platyhelminthes, Monogenea, Polystomatidea, Polystomatidae. The record is from the annotation of a GenBank genome assembly.
ACUCUUUACUUUCAUUGAUUUCGCAACCCCAACUUUACGCUUUAAGUAGGAAACCCUCACAAGUUGUUGAAUAUCUUCUUGAAAACGGUGCUGAUGUAAAUGCUCAGGAUAAGGGUGGCCUGAUCCCCCUUCAUAAUGCCAGUAGCUAUGGUCACAUAGAUGUCGCUGCUCUUUUGAUUCGCCAUGGGACUUGUGUCAACGUAGUUGAUAAAUGGGGAUAUACCCCGCUGCACGAGGCCGCUCAAAAAUGUAGAACUCAGCUAUGCGCGCUCCUUUUAGCCCACGGGGCCGACCCCGCCUCUCGGACUCAAGAGAACAAAAAGCUUGUUGAGAUAUUUGUAAAUAUGUAG